UUAACCUCAACCACAUAAGCCUCUACUUUCCUUCAACCGAAAACGUGUUCAUUUUGAUAUUCCGUUCAAGGAAUUUUGCGCGAAGUUUGGCUAAAACCGAUUGGUUUUUCGUAAUUCUUGUUAUCGGUACAACAUCUGAACACACAGUUUCAAAAUGUCCGACGUCGAAGAUACUGUGGAAGCCGGUGAGAACGGAGAUAUGUUCAACCUUUUGAAAGAAGUAUUGAAAAACGCUCAAGUGAACGGCAGCCUUUUACACGGAAUUCACGAGGGUGCUAAAGCUCUGGAAAAGAAAUUGGGUGUGUUGUGUGUGUUGGCCAACAACUGUGAAGAAGCUAUGUACAAAAAGUUGGUAACUGGAUUAUGCGCAGAAAGCAGUAUUCCCCUGAUUGAAGUUGACAGUAACAAAACUCUCGGUGAAUGGAGCGGCUUGUGUAAGUACGACAAUAACGGCCAAGCAAGGAAAGUCGUAGGCUGUUCUUGUGUCGUUGUCAAACACUUUGGUGAUGACACACAAGAAUUGGAUACUUUGUUAGAGAUUUUGAAAAAGAAAAAUUUUGCGUAGACCUUAAUAAACACCAAAUCUUUUUGAUUUAAA
Adelges cooleyi (spruce gall adelgid) is the source of this 598-nucleotide messenger RNA. It is a transcript of the gene RpS12, whose product is annotated as 40S ribosomal protein S12. Gene Ontology annotation, biological process: translation. Bases 155 to 565 code for a protein of 136 amino acids. Gene Ontology annotation, molecular function: structural constituent of ribosome. The transcript has 2 exons. NCBI's taxonomy places the organism in Eukaryota, Metazoa, Arthropoda, Insecta, Hemiptera, Adelgidae. The record is from RefSeq and is a predicted model, not a curated record. Gene Ontology annotation, cellular component: cytosolic small ribosomal subunit; ribosome.